CUGUAACAAGUGACUGGAUUCUUCGAGACGAUUUCGUUUCCUUAUGUCCUGUACUAUUUCGAACAAAGAAUCCGGGGAGUAAACUCUAUAUAACUCGAAGAUCAGGCUAACUGUUUCUGCUGCACGGUGGUUCUGUCGCGUGUACAAUGCGGGUCUGCUCGUGGGUGCGACUCCACUAUGUCGGCUCCUUCGGGAUGUACAAGCACAGGUUGCAGUUAGGGGUCCGGUACGCGCCCCGCUUCUCGAGUUACUGAUUCAACGAGGCGAGCAUGGGGACGUGGUGACAUUUCGAGGCGUGCGCUGUAUGCAAUCGUCCCGAAUGUAUAAAGGAUUUGCGACGUCUCCGGAAGAGAAAAGCUUGGUACAGCGGUCGAGGCUACACUCUUUUGCCUCGUGGAAACAGCUAUCUUGAAGUAAUACAUUCGUUCUGUUGUUUGAUACUGCCAUUUCGCUGGACAGUCUCCAUUCGCUUCGUUUUUGGUUUCCGCGUUUAUAUCUCUUCGAUAUGAGAUCACCGACAUGGGCGUUACUGCUUGCAAGCAGUGCGCUUGUUUCCGCCGACGUAACGACCGAUAAACAAACAGCCGCCUCGUGGGAGGAGAGCGGAACCUGCGCCUACUACUUCGACAACUUCGGGAAGCAAAGUCCUCUGACGGAGACCUGUGUCAAAUACUGCGAAGGGCAAAACGACCACGGCUAUGCCCAGUGCGACGUCGCUGCCUACAAAGACAUUGACAUACCCAAUGAAAACAGUCUAUCGAUUCUCAAAGACGAGGAUGGCGACUCGUUUGUGCCGUGCAGUUGUAUUUGCGAGAACGCAGAUGCGGAGAAGCUCAUUCAAGAACUCCUGGAUACUGUCAUCAAGGGCUUGGAAAAGCUGGAUGAAGUCAUCUGUGCUGUGACCGUUGAGACCUUCAAGACUAUCGCCGAGGUGGGCAUGGACUUUAUUCCAGGCACCAUUGAAUUGAAAGCAGCGGCACGUCUCGUCAAGGGUGCAAAGUCCUUUGUCGAGAAUGGGCUGGAUGCUGCAAGCUACUUCGACAACUGGGUUGGCAAGGCCUGCGGGAUUCCCGAGUGGAACUUCGACAUCACUGAUAUGUUUGGUGACCUUUCGGGAGCACCGAAUUCUCUGGGUACUAGCAUCGGAUGCAAGAAGAAGAACAAGUCUAGCUGCAAAAAAAUGGAUCCCGUCCCUGACCCACCCAAGUCGAAGAAGCCAGAGAAGCCGUCGCAAACCGACAAAGAGCCCCCCAAGGAAGAUGCACCGCCCGCCAGCAAAUCCCCCGAUAAGCCAGCUUCGAAAUCGUCCUCGAGCCCGGCUCCUACUAGCUCCGGUUCCGACUCUUGCAAGAGGGAUUCAGGGUGCAGAGACACUACGCCAUGCAGCAUCAAGUAUCCGGAUAAAGGUGGGGAUCUCGAAGGUGCUGUCGACCUCAUUGGGCUUUUCCAACGGGACAUCAGUCCCGCCAGCCAGAAUCGUAGCCCUCGACGCGCCUUGCUGGAAGACCGAUCGAUUGAGAAACGGACGGACAGAAAAUCUGGAAAGCCCUGUUCCAAGAGUCCCGGAAACGAGAAGUUUGUUCUGCAAAGCGACCCGUUUGACCAGAAUGGCGAACUUGAUGAUAACGUCGACUCGUACGGCUACUCGAAGCAAAACGACUACUGCGACUGGAGCUGGCAGGGCGGCACCGUCCAAAUCAAGGGCAACAAGUACCACAGCGAGCACGUCAUGGAAUGGCAGACGGUGACGGAUUUCUGGGCCAAGAUGCAGAUCAAGUUCGGGACCACGCAAUUCGACUCGCCGGACCCGUCGAAUCCAGGCCAGGUCGACUUUUGCACAUACUGGAUCAACUCAUGGGGUCGAGACGACAAAGCCAUCAAGUUCUCCAUCGACAACGGACCAGACCUCACCCCCUGGCAGCACAUUGCGCGCGCGUACCCAUCCACCAAAGUCCAUCAACAAGAAAUGAUCAGGCUCCAAUCCAACAUCAACGCGCCCGCAAAAGCAAACCUCUUCACCGACACAAUCCCCUUCAUCUGGAACCUAAAAACAAUGCUCACCUACACUAAAACCAACCGCAACAAAGUCCUCGAACGCAUGCGUCUCCUAAUCGGCGCUCGCACUUACCUCCUCUCCCCCAAAGUCUCCACAAUCUUCAAAGACCAAAAGGAACGCAUGGGCGAAAUCAUCGAUAAACUCGACUCCGAGAUGGAGAACCACCCUUAUGUGGGGACGGACGCGGCGGGGAAUCCAGUGACGUACAAAGCGUGGAAGAAACAGGGGCUGCUAGAUGAGUGGAACAAGCACAUGGACAAGAAGUGGGAUGACGCGACGGCGAAAUUCAAGAAGACGAUUGAUAAGUUUGGGAAAGAGUUGAAGAAGGUGCAUUGCGAGAAGAAGAAGGGAAAGAAGAUGAGUAAAGGGGAUAAGGAGUUUUGUGGGCGGUUGGUCGAGGUUAGUAGGCAGUAUAAUGGUGUCUCGACGUUUGCUAGGCCGUGGUAGAAUUACAGGCACAGAACAGUUUACAAAAGAAGUGUGCUUAAUACCCUACAUGUACCAACCCCUCCCCACAUCCCUUAUAAAAUCCCUACACUCUUCUCUCUACUACUCUAAUUCUUCUCCUACGCCUCUAACCUCACUCUAUUGUAUCACCUCCAGAAAGUAUCGCAGAUAUAUUUAUCCGUUAUGU
This is a messenger RNA of Periconia digitata, 2690 nucleotides long. NCBI's taxonomy places the organism in Eukaryota, Fungi, Ascomycota, Dothideomycetes, Pleosporales, Periconiaceae. The record is from the annotation of a GenBank genome assembly.